Molecule: messenger RNA, 1227 nt
Organism: Heteronotia binoei (common prickly gecko)
Lineage: Eukaryota; Metazoa; Chordata; Lepidosauria; Squamata; Gekkonidae
Gene: ACER3
Product: alkaline ceramidase 3
Exons: 11
Coding region: 27-830 (267 amino acids)
Biological process (GO): phytosphingosine biosynthetic process; ceramide metabolic process
Cellular component (GO): endoplasmic reticulum membrane
Source: RefSeq, a predicted model, not a curated record
GGCGCCCGCCCCAACGACGCAGCACCAUGGCUCCCGCCGGCGACCGAGCCGGCUACUGGGGCCCGCCGACCUCCACCCUCGACUGGUGCGAGGAGAACUACGUCGUCUCCUAUUACGUCGCCGAGUUCUGGAACACCAUCAGCAACCUGAUUUUCAUUCUACCUCCCAUCUAUGGUGCAAUUCAGAGUUAUAAAGAUGGCCUUGAGAAACGCUAUACAGCUGCUUAUUUGUGCCUCACGGCCGUGGGUUUGGGAUCGUGGUGCUUUCACAUGACCCUGAAGUACGAAAUGCAGUUGUUGGAUGAGCUGCCCAUGAUAUACAGUUGCUGCAUGUUUGUCUACUGCCUGUACGAGUGUUUCAAGUACAAGAACACCGUCAAUUAUCCACUCCUAUUUCUACUAGGAGCUUACAGCAUCAUCGUCACCAUAGUUUACCUAAAUUGGAAACAGCCAGUGUUUCAUCAGGUUAUGUACGGGACGCUUGUCAUGAUCUUAGUAUUACGAUCCGUUUAUAUAGUGAUGUGGGUAUAUCCCUGGCUCAGGGGCUUGGGCUACACAUCCCUGACAGUAUUUUUAAUGGGAUUUUUUCUUUGGAACAUAGACAACAUUUUCUGCGACAGACUGAGGGGGUUGCGCAACCAGCUGCCGCCGGUGGUGGGCGCCGUGACGCAGUUCCAUGCCUGGUGGCACAUUUUAACGGGCCUUGGCUCCUACCUUCACAUCUUGUUCAGCUUGUACUCAAGGACACUCUACCUGAAGUACCGGCCCAAGGUGAAGUUUGUCCUUGGAAUCUGGCCUGUUCUUUUAGUGGAGUCACCCAAGAAGCAGUGACCGAGACCUCUCCAUUUUUGGCUGGAAGGCGCUCGGCCUUGGACGCAGCCGGGGAGGUUGCGCAAUUCGUUUUGACAGACAACAACCUCUUGGCGCUGUCAAGAACUCUUCCCCUCCCGCCCCCUUCCCCCUCUGUUCCUGGAACAAGAGAGAACCAUGGAGAGCCAAGAGAGCCCGCAUGUCAAAGAAGCUGCAAUGGGUUUGGGGGUCUUUCACCAGGUGUGGAAAACAGAAUCAGAGGGCAGUCUCUUUGGCGUCUGCGCCCGGCGAGCAAGUGGCGCUGGUCUCGGCCGACGGACACCCUUUCUUUUGGAAGCAGGUGACCGAGAUUCUCAAUCGCUGGCUGGUUAAAGCGAACGUUUGUCAGCGAAUUACAAAGAGCGUUGGAGUCCUGUGA